UUUCCACAAAUCAUGGAACACAUCGUCAUGGACGCCAACACCUAUCCUGAUUGGUCGAGACGGUAGUUCUUGAACUGCCACUGCAACCAACCCUUUCUCUCGUGCCGAAGAAAGAACAUGGAGGCAGCUGGGAAGGUGAUCAAGUGCAAGGCAGCAGUAGCUUGGGAGGCUGGGAAACCUCUGUCCAUUGAGGAGGUGGAGGUGGCCCCACCAAAGGCCAACGAAGUGCGCAUCAAGGUCUUUGCGACAGGGGUUUGUCACACAGAUGCCUUCACCUUGAGUGGCAGCGACCCUGAGGGACUUUUCCCUGUCAUCCUGGGUCAUGAGGGUGCCGGGACAGUCGAAAGCGUAGGAGAGGGAGUCACCAAGUUCAAACCAGGUGACACCGUCAUCCCAUUGUAUGUGCCGCAGUGUGGUGAGUGCAAAUUCUGCAAAAACCCCAAGACCAACCUCUGCGGGAAGAUCAGAAUGACCCAAGGCCGGGGUCUGAUGCCUGACAACACCUCGCGGUUCACCUGCAAGGGCAAGCAGCUGUUCCACUUCAUGGGGACCAGCACCUUCUCUGAGUACACAGUGGUGGCCGACAUAUCGGUGGCCAAGGUGGAUGAGAAGGCUCCCCUGGACAAGGUGUGCUUGCUGGGCUGCGGCAUCUCCACGGGCUACGGAGCUGCCCUCAACACUGCCAAGGUUGAGCCUGGCUCCACUUGUGCCAUUUUCGGCCUGGGCGCCAUCGGCCUUGCCGUCAUCAUGGGCUGCAAGGUUGCCGGGGCGACCAGGAUAAUCGGCGUGGACAUAAACCCAGACAAGUUUGACAAGGGCAAAGAGUUUGGGGCCACCGAGUUGGUGAACCCCAAGGACCACAGCAAGCCCAUCCAGGAGGUGCUGGUGGAGAUGACCGACGGGGGGGUGGACUACUCCUUUGAAUGCAUCGGCAACGUGGCUAUUAUGAGGGCAGCUCUGGAGGCGUGCCACAAAGGCUGGGGCGAGAGCAUCAUCAUCGGGGUGGCCGGCGCAGGGCAGGAGAUCUCCACACGUCCGUUCCAGCUGGUUACCGGCCGUGUGUGGAGGGGCACAGCAUUUGGAGGCUGGAAGAGUGUGGAUAGCGUCCCCAAACUAGUGACUGACUACAUGAACAAGAAGCUGAAGGUGGAUGAGUUUGUAACCCACACCUUGCCCUUUGACCAGAUCAAUGAGGGCUUUGACCUCAUGCAUGCUGGAAAGAGUAUCCGUACCGUCUUGAAGUUCUGAAGUGCCUCCCUGCCAUGUUGAGCAUCACAUUCACCUUCAGGCCUUUAUAAAACAAUCACCUUUCAUACACUGUAGCACUUAACCCUGUGCACUUAAUGUCAUUCAACUUUCAGAAUUAGCUCUCCAGUCCAGUUGCAUACAUAUGUAGCUCUGUCCAUGUCAAUUAGGAUCAAUAAAACAUUUCAAAAAAAGCAA
Molecule: messenger RNA, 1443 nt
Organism: Oncorhynchus mykiss (rainbow trout)
Lineage: Eukaryota; Metazoa; Chordata; Actinopteri; Salmoniformes; Salmonidae
Product: alcohol dehydrogenase class-3
Biological process (GO): formaldehyde catabolic process
Cellular component (GO): cytosol
Molecular function (GO): alcohol dehydrogenase (NAD+) activity; zinc ion binding; S-(hydroxymethyl)glutathione dehydrogenase [NAD(P)+] activity
Source: RefSeq, a predicted model, not a curated record